AUGUAUGUCGCUUCUUUCCUGCCGAGAACAUCCCCAUUGAACGCCAGUUCUCUCGCAUCCCAGUUUGACGACCUUGUGUUUUACGCUCAUGGUUACGAAGGACUCGAAGAACUCAAAACCAAAAUCUACGACCUCGACAAGGUCUUUGUAGCCUUUUACCGCGAAGAAAAUGAGCACAACCCGGGGUAUAUCUUGAUUAAUUACAUCCCCGCCGGUAUCUCGGGCGUCAAACGAGCGAGGGCGCUCGUGCAUUCACGGCGUAUGGGGAUUGUAUUUAAAAAACACCAAACAAUGCUCACCGUCGACAGUCUCUCCCAACUCACCUCGUCGACAAUCCACCAAGCUCUGGUUGAUCCAGGCUCAUUUACCCCUCCACCAGUUGGACACUCCUUUUCACACACGCCCGAAACCAGCCUGACAAACCCGCCCCCAUUCCAAUCAAACUCUGCGACACGAACUACCACUAAGAAACCAAAACCUAUCACACUCGACAUGGUCCGCCGCUCGUUUUCAGAGACUUAUGCUCCCCAUAUCAUCCCACCUAAACGUUCCCCACCCGUCCCGCCCGUCCCUCCCAUCCCAACAUCAGUUCACAAAACAUCUGGUAUGUUUGUGAAUCUCUUGAGGAGGAUGAAAGAGUCGGACGAUACCCCUCCCCCUACACCGCCAAAAGACGACAUUCCCCGCUACCGCUCACGACCAUCCCCACCACGAAGAAGCACGACAUCGCAAAAUCACGAACUACCGCCCAUACCGAAUUACUCGCGGGAACAUUCGCCGACAGGGAGCCUGACGGAAUUCGGGUUUGUCUCGAGAUACUCAAGCGAGAACGAUACAGUUGUUAUUCAACCACCGCCUAAGGAUGCGCAUCGGCUUCGUGUGCAGGUUAGCACUGUACCGCUCAAAGGCAAGUGGGCACGAGAGCCAAUACCAGCAGAUCCUGAGGAGAGGGAGCGGAGGAGGCAGGAGCGGAAGAAACAGCGGGAGCUCGAAGAACGACAGGCUUUGGAAGAGGAAAAGAGGAGGCAAGAAGAGAUCAAGAGAAGGAAAGAGGAGCAGCUGAGACAGGAAGAGGAGGAAGAGCGGCAACGACGGCAGCAACUGACCGAAGAGUUGCGAAGGAUCUCUGAGGAGAAGGAGAGGCGGAGGAGGGAGGAAUUGGAGCGGGAAGAGAGGAAGAAACGUGAAUUGGAAGAGCGGAGAAGAAUCGAAAGGGAAAAGCGAUUGGAGGAGCAUCGGAGAGCUGAGCAGUGGCGGAGAGAGCAAGACAGGUUACGUGAGGAGGAGGCGCGGCGCGCGGCGCUCGAGAAGAAGCGGGAGGAAGAAGAGCGGCUGCGGAAGAUUCAACAAGCAGAAAAAGCGAUCGCACAGACUCAUGAAGAGUCACUUCGAACAGGCUGGAUUACAAUCCAAUUCCCCGAGUCGUUGUUCUGGAAACGACGGUAUUUCAAGUGUACGGAUAAGACAUUGUAUCUUUAUCGCAACCCCAAGGAAAUCAACUCGCCCCUUGAGACCGUUGACUUGCGCGGUCAAGUCGCAGCUUUCAAAGAAUGGAGCGAGGGAUAUGAAGAACUCGAAGCGAUCCCAUUCUCUUUUGUGAUCGAAUUCAAAGACCAGCGGACAUGGUCGGUGUUUGCGGAUUCGGAGAACGACAAGUUCCGGAUUCUUGGUCUUUUGAAGCACACUUCUGGCCUGUAA
This is a messenger RNA of Coprinopsis cinerea okayama7#130, 1698 nucleotides long. RefSeq lists its product as hypothetical. The transcript is spliced from 4 exons. NCBI's taxonomy places the organism in Eukaryota, Fungi, Basidiomycota, Agaricomycetes, Agaricales, Psathyrellaceae. Bases 1 to 1698 code for a protein of 565 amino acids. The record is from RefSeq and is a predicted model, not a curated record.